AUGGAAGAACAUCUUGAUCGAUACUAUCGCUUUAAAGUCAUUGAACAUCAACGCUGGUGGCCAUGUAGAGGUUGGAUACCUCUCUUACUUGGGAAUGAAAGACCAGAGUGGUCUGACGAAUAUCUCGUACAAGUCCCAUCUAUUCACAAGUUUAGUUUACCACCUCCAACCUUCAAAACCGACAAGGCCACUAAAAAGAGAAUCAAGGUGACAUGGGAAUGGGCUUCUGAUAGCUGGCAGAUUGACGAAAGUGAUAAAAGUGUAGAUAAAGAGGGCUGGGAAUAUGGAGGAUGGGACUGGAAACGCUGGAGUCCUAGAUCAUCUGGACUACAUAUUCUCACUCGACGUCGACACUGGAUCAGAAAUGCACGCCUUAUUGAAGAAGAUGAGGAAAAAGAAACAACACCUAUAUCCAUUCGACGUAAUUCUUGCUCUAUACCACCUUCAGUAUCAACUUCUUUGAGCUCUACAGACUCAUCUUUGUGUGAUAGCUCAGCUACUUUGUCAGUCUCUCCGACUCCCUCAUUUGUUCAACAAACAAAAUCAUAUUCCACGAGCACCGUUAGUUUGAAUCACCAUUCAUCAAGACCAUUCUCCGACAGACUGACAGUGGACUCCCAUUUUUGGUUAUGUCGUUGA
Molecule: messenger RNA, 639 nt
Organism: Gilbertella persicaria
Lineage: Eukaryota; Fungi; Mucoromycota; Mucoromycetes; Mucorales; Choanephoraceae
Exons: 2
Coding region: 1-639 (212 amino acids)
Biological process (GO): peroxisome organization
Cellular component (GO): peroxisomal membrane
Source: RefSeq, a predicted model, not a curated record